This is a messenger RNA of Pyricularia oryzae 70-15, 1902 nucleotides long. RefSeq names its product dUTPase. The coding region runs from base 172 to 1902 and encodes 576 amino acids. The transcript has 7 exons. The record is from RefSeq and is a predicted model, not a curated record. NCBI's taxonomy places the organism in Eukaryota, Fungi, Ascomycota, Sordariomycetes, Magnaporthales, Pyriculariaceae.
GGUUGUAAAUGGUCUUCAUCAUGGCUAAAAAGAAAAAGCGACAAAUCUCUUGUUAACUAGCAGUUCAGAUGUCUCAAUCAUUAUUUCAUCCGGUAUUCUGAAUCUGAUGAUUCAAUCAGCAAACCAUCAACGCUGGUCAACUCCAGCCACACGUUCACCUCCUCGAAAGCGAUGCGUCUUGUAUGGUUGUUACUCGUCACCGGCGUUUAUGCGUCCCCAACCACACCUUGGGUUCGCCGGGACAAGGGUUGGAAUGAUAUAGCUUGUUCCGACCCCUACAUCACCGAUGCCAAAGUCACAGCCAACCUGAGAUGGAAAGCAGCGGACACCAACAUCUCUUGGAAGGAGGCUUUGGUCGCAUGGAGAAACUACACGCCUGGAGAUGGUGAGGUGAGACUCAAAUUUCCGGCCUUCAUAAGCGACUUCUAUGGCGGACCAGAAGGAUGGAAUUGCCAGGAUCCCGUGAACACUCCAUGUUCCACGACGGUCAAAUGCGAAGACACCAAGCAUCCAGCUGGCUUUCUCCUUCUCAACUCUUUUUCUCGGCUACACAAUGUCUACCAAAAAUACCACGAAGCACUACAAGAUGCGCAAAUCAACAUUCAAACGUCAAUGGCAAGCUUCGUCGAUGUCUUUGCCCCCCAGAUAAAAGAGAGAGACGACACAGCCCUCGUGAAGACCCUGCUGGAUGUAUUACAACUGUGCAUGGGUGUUGCGUCGGCUGUCAUAAAAAACGCCCAGAUAUUCGCCACUGCCGCCUAUCUUAGUUUCGCCAAAGAUAGCUUCAACAGCGUAAUUUCGUCUUCUCUCGCUCUCACCAAGGACAACCUCAAACCUGCCAAAGACGCCGCCAGUGUGCAGAAUAACCUCACUUCUGCCAUGGGUACCUUGUUUGACUAUUGGAAGAAAACUCAGUCUGACUAUUUAUCGGAAAUAUUCUCCGGGUCAAACCAGACGACUAUCGACAUGUUGGAAUCUUUGAUAAGAGACGGCAUGAUGAACAUGGUGCCUUCCGAUGUCAACCUAUCGGAGGUGACGGACAUUAUCCAGAGCAUCACGUUUGGGCAAAUGAUCCAAAUAGCAUGGGCAGAUGCGCCAGCUGGAUUUACGCCUUUUGUGCUUAAAACCGGCGAGGCAUGCUCAGACACUAUGCCCAAGACAUUGGACCCCUACAUGGACCAAGAAACACAUGAGAAAACGGGCGUCUGCUGGCUUGGAAACCAGUUCUAUGUGCUGAGAGUCGGAUCACACAAUGUUCAUGUCAAAACUAAUACUCCUGGUCUUCCCCUUCUUCCCCACUCAGACCGGCCAUUUCAAAGACUCUCAGGCGGCACCCACGACGUACUUAAUGGCACGCACUGGGGUGGCAUCACCCUGGACGACAUAGUCAUCAGCUCAUACAGCGGCUAUCUAAACAACGGCAACCGAAAUGGUUACAACAUAACCAUGGACGACAGUCAAGGGGCUGUCGACCAGCUGAUGUUCGCGAGAGGGGUGCAAACACCUGGUUUCUUUUCGCUUCCAGUUUGCACGAAUUUGUGGACCACAAUUAUGCAAAUUGCCAAAGGCUCACGCACCAGGUGCGCCAUGAUCCUCGGCGGCCGCGAGAUCGUCACGCGCCAGUCAGUGCGCAACCUACUCGACGUCGGCCACCACCACCACCAGCAGCAGCAGCAGCAGCCCUGUGGCGUCGACCUCACCCUGGGUCAGGUUUUGGAAAGGACGUCGACGGCUACGAUUGACUUUGAGAACUCCAAACGUCAGGCCGCCAAGACCUCCAGCCUGCCUUUUGACAACACCACCCAUGCCAUCAAGAUACCGCCAGGCGCCCACGUGGUGGAUUUCAACGAAUUGGUCCAGCCGUGGCGGUUUGGUGUGGGUAUCAGUGCCGGCGUGGUUUGA